AUGGCCGGGAAAGGUGAAGGUCCGGCGAUCGGAAUCGACCUAGGUACGACGUACUCGUGCGUCGGAGUAUGGCAGCAUGACCGUGUUGAGAUCAUCGCUAAUGAUCAGGGCAACAGGACGACUCCGUCUUACGUUGCGUUUACGGAUAGCGAGCGUCUUAUUGGUGAUGCUGCUAAAAAUCAGGUCGCUAUGAAUCCUAUGAACACCGUCUUUGAUGCAAAGCGAUUAAUCGGUAGGAGAUACAGUGACACAUCUGUGCAGGACGACAUGAAGCUGUGGCCAUUCAAGGUUACAGCUGGGCCUUCAGACAAGCCCAUGAUUGGGGUCUCUUACAAAGGGGAAGAUAAGCAAUUUGCAGCUGAGGAGAUCUCUUCCAUGGUGCUCACCAAAAUGCGUGAGAUUGCCGAGGCUUUUGUCGGAUCAACUGUCAAAAAUGCAGUUGUUACAGUCCCUGCAUACUUCAACGACUCCCAGCGGCAAGCUACUAAAGAUGCUGGAGUCAUUGCUGGUUUAAACGUGAUGCGUAUCAUCAAUGAACCCACUGCUGCUGCCAUUGCUUAUGGUUUAGACAAGAAAGCCGCUAGCGUAGGUGAAAAGAAUGUGCUUAUUUUCGAUCUUGGUGGUGGUACUUUUGAUGUCUCCCUUCUUACAAUUGAAGAGGGUAUCUUUGAGGUGAAGGCUACUGCUGGCGAUACACACCUUGGAGGAGAGGACUUUGACAAUCGAAUGGUGAAUCACUUUGUUCAGGAGUUUAAGAGAAAACACAAGAAAGACAUCAGUGGAAGUCCUAGAGCUUUAAGGAGGUUAAGGACCGCCUGCGAGAGAGCUAAAAGAACCCUCUCAUCCACCGCUCAAACCACAAUCGAGAUUGAUUCCUUAUACGAAGGUGUAGAUUUCUACACCACCAUGACUCGAGCCAGAUUCGAGGAGCUUAACAUGGAUCUCUUCAGAAAGUGCAUGGACCCCGUGGAAAAGUGCUUGAGAGAUGCUAAAAUGGACAAAAGAUCUGUCCAUGAUACCGUACUCGUGGGUGGAUCCACAAGAAUCCCAAAAGUCCAGCAACUAUUGCAAGACUUCUUCAAUGGGAAGGAGCUUUGCAAAAGCAUAAAUCCAGAUGAGGCUGUUGCCUAUGGUGCUGCUGUUCAAGCCGCGAUUCUAAGCGGUGAAGGUAACGAAAAGGUACAAGAUCUCUUGCUUUUAGACGUCACUCCUCUAUCACUUGGUCUGGAAACCGCGGGUGGAGUCAUGACCGUAUUGAUUCCAAGAAACACAACAAUCCCAACCAAAAAAGAACAAGUGUUUUCAACCUACUCCGAUAACCAACCGGGUGUUUUGAUUCAAGUUUUCGAAGGAGAAAGGACAAGAACACGAGAUAACAACUUGUUAGGAAAGUUUGAGCUUUCGGGUAUUCCUCCGGCCCCUCGCGGGGUUCCUCAGAUCAACGUUUGUUUCGACAUCGAUGCAAACGGUAUUCUAAAUGUUUCUGCUGAAGAUAAAGUUGGUGGGAAGAAGAACAAGAUUACAAUCACAAAUGAUAAGGGAAGAUUGUCGAAGGAAGACAUUGAAAAAAUGGUGCAAGAAGCUGAGAAAUACAAGUCUGAAGACGAAGAACACAAGAAGAAAGUGGAAGCGAAGAAUGCAUUAGAAAACUAUGCUUAUAACAUGAGGAACACCAUAAGUGAUGAGAAAGUAGCUUCGAAGCUUGCAGCUGCGGACAAGAAGAAGAUGGAGGAUGCCAUCGAGCAAACGAUCAAUUGGUUGGAUGCCAACCAGUUGGGAGAAGUGGAUGAAUUUGAGGAUAAAAUGAAGGAAUUAGAGAGUAUUUGCAAUCCCAUUAUUGCUAAGAUGUAUCAGGCAGGUGGUGUCCCUGAUGGCGCCGGUGGGGGUGGAGGAGCCGCUCCGGCCGGUGGAAGCGGUGCUGGACCCAAGAUUGAGGAAGUGGAUUAG
Molecule: messenger RNA, 1947 nt
Organism: Cynara cardunculus var. scolymus (artichoke)
Lineage: Eukaryota; Viridiplantae; Streptophyta; Magnoliopsida; Asterales; Asteraceae
Product: heat shock cognate 70 kDa protein 2-like
Exons: 2
Coding region: 1-1947 (648 amino acids)
Biological process (GO): cellular response to unfolded protein; protein refolding
Cellular component (GO): cytoplasm
Molecular function (GO): misfolded protein binding; ATP hydrolysis activity; ATP binding
Source: RefSeq, a predicted model, not a curated record